Molecule: messenger RNA, 544 nt
Organism: Chelonoidis abingdonii (Abingdon island giant tortoise)
Lineage: Eukaryota; Metazoa; Chordata; Testudines; Testudinidae
Source: RefSeq, a predicted model, not a curated record
GUGCCGUGCCCUGCCCAGAUGAUGAUCGCGCUGUCGUCCCACAUUGGGGCGCUGGAGGCUGAGAAGCAGAAGCUGCGGGCGCAGGUGAAGAGGCUUUGCCAGGAGAACCUGUGGCUGCGGGAGGAGCUGGCGGGGACCCAGCUGCGGUUGCAGCAGAGUGAAGAGAUGGUGGCACAGCUGGAGGAGGAGAAGAAACACCUGGAGUUCAUGAACCAGCUGAAGCAGUAUGACACCAAGGAGGAGCAGCCAGAAAAGGACGACGCCCAGAAGCGGAAGGAUAGCCUGGCCUCCCUGUUUGCCAACGACGAGGAUGAGCAGCGGCAGGGUACGUGCCGGCGGGGGCCCCAGGCAGGGGGGCUGUGGGGUGUGGGCUGUAGGCUGUUGGUUUGCGCCUGGCUCACUGCCCCUCAGCUCUGUGAGUGCACCCCAGGCUUCCUGCUGUCCGUCCAGGUGCUGACCCAGUGGGUCCAACGGGCUCAGCCCCGCGGUUCUGGUAGUGCGACAGCAGCGACCCGGCGCCUGCUCCCACCAGCGAGGUUUAAUG